AAGCCAGAGGAUGACUGCUGCUACGAGUCCUGUGUGUAGCCCCUCCUCCUCCAAAUCCACCCAAUCGUCAUCCUCCUCUGGUGCUUGCCCCGCCUCCUGCCACCGCCACCUGAAGAAAGGCCACGCCCUCCGCACCCGCCUGCCCCUGCGCUCUGCCCCCGGGGUGUGGCUCAUGCUGGGGGUCUGUGUGGUUCUGGUGGGCAUGUGUGUAGCCGUAGCGGGGUAUGUGUCCGCGCCCCCCAAACCCGCCGUGGGAGGGCGAGGCAGCACGCAUGUGGAGAGGAUGAAGCUAGCCGGGCCUAUCGUAAUGGGCAUCGGCUUGUUCAUUUUCAUCUGCGCGGCGACGUUGCUCUACGAAAACAGGGACAGGGAGGUGAAGCUGCAAGAAAAAUUUGACGAUCUCGAGGAUUUGAAAGGAGGGACGGGAUGGGAGGAUAGUUUUGGAGGUCAAGAUGGAGAGCAAGCAACUUGGGCAACUCCGGCGCAUUUACUUCCCCUCUCUCAAAAUAAAAGUGGCUCUCCUCCUCCUUCUCCUCUACCAACAGCACCACAAGUCCAAAGAAACAACCAACCAGUGACACCUCUUCUUCAACGGGACAGUAAAGACAAGGAGGACCUAGAGAGGGGAGCAGAAAAGGGACAGACACUUUUGGCUUGUGUUUUGUACCACCAGGAGCCCAGACCACAGACCCCUCCCUCUCCCUGCCCCUCGGUAACUCGGUCCUCUAUCUGCUCGGACUCGUAUAACUCUAUGGACGUCAACUAUAACACACGGACAGCAUCGCCUCUGCCAGCUGAACUCUGAACAACAAUAAUGUACACUGUAUUAUUCAAAUUAGAGGUGGGCGAUAUCACGAAAAAUGAUAUGUAUGCUUUAAGAAUUUAGUUGAAUUUUUUGCUCAAUUUGUGGCUUUUUGCAGCCUUUCAUAAGCAGAGGUGGGUGGUACUCAGUUAAACUUAUUUAAAUCACCAUAUUUUUACUCCUACUUCAAUAUUGUUUUACAGUGUAGAGCUCUUACUUGUGUAAACAUUUUGGUUACACUGUAGGGUUGCCAAAAGUAUAGAAAAUACUACUGAUCUAUACUAAAACUAGUAUCGAAACUAGGUACUCAUUUGAACUUGUGUCGAUACUAAAAAAGUCACAUUCACAGGACAGAAAUGAACGUUUUACGAAACAGCUUUAGGGUGAUCUUGAGCUGUAUCGGAACAAGUAUGAGACCACAUUAAUUAGUAUAUGCCCAUGGACCACUCAAAAACUUUAUGUUGACAAUAUGAACUGAUUUUAACAUUUCUGGAUUUUGCACUGCUUCUUCAGAUGAUGAUUUAGUUUUUCAUUUUUGUGGUCUGUUCUUUGAAAAUGCCAGAUCUGGUUGCAUGUAGUUUCUUGAAAAAAAUAUAUAUAUAUUUGAGUAAUUUGGUGGACCACUACUAGUUACUUCUACAUAAGCAUUAUUAUUUCAAAGUAUCUUCACUCUGACUUGAGGACAGUUUGGCUACUCUACCACCUCUCUUAAGACAUGACUUUACUUAAUAGCUAUUUUCUUCUUUUGAGAGUUUACGCUUGACUGUGAUUGGUUAAAUCCACCUGUCACUCACUCUUCUGACGAUGACAAAGGCUGACCAGUAGGAGGAAUGGGUGGAGAAAAGGGUCUGAGUUUGAGUAUAUAAGACUGAAUUAAACAGGAAAAGCACCAAAAUCACAAUAUACCUCUAUCUACCCAUCUCUAUAGACUGACAGACCGUCACAGGGUCAUAUCACAAUUGCAUUUGAACAGUGAUAACGCCCACCCCUAAUUCAAAUUCAUUUAAUUUAUUUUACAUGCAGAUUUGAAGAUGAAGCAUUCCUGAAUAAACAAAGUGUUGCUGGUGGUGCAAUCUGACUCAGUCUCUGCAGAAAUGGUGUUUUUGUCCCACAUUUUGCUCUGACUCAGCCGUAGAUCGAAGCGCGAUGCCUUUUGAUGUCAACUCACGAUUCGUCUUUUGGAACGCUCUCCGAAAAUCCCUUUAAGACAAUCCCCAUUUGGCCAUAU
Messenger RNA from Periophthalmus magnuspinnatus, 2030 nucleotides. Its product is annotated as transmembrane protein 200B. The record is from RefSeq and is a predicted model, not a curated record. The coding region runs from base 11 to 805 and encodes 264 amino acids. The transcript has a single exon. Lineage: Eukaryota; Metazoa; Chordata; Actinopteri; Gobiiformes; Gobiidae.